Molecule: messenger RNA, 852 nt
Organism: Rotaria socialis
Lineage: Eukaryota; Metazoa; Rotifera; Eurotatoria; Philodinida; Philodinidae
Source: the annotation of a GenBank genome assembly
AUGCAAUCUGCUGUUGAAAAGCUUCGCAAAUAUCGUGACGAAAAUUAUCGUUCACACGAUGAAAUAAUUGAAAUAUGGACACAUGUUUUAUCUAAUCGUAAUUUAUCAUCAUUAGGAGAUGAAAAAUGGUUAAUACUUGAACAAAUCUUUAAAUCAGCUUUACACUGUUCAAAACAAUCGAUUGCUCGUCAAUGUUUCGAACAAUUAGAAAAAAAAUUUAAAAAAACAAGUCGGCGUGUUACAACAUUAAAUGGAAUGUAUUUUGAAUCUAUUGGAGAAUUUGAAAGAGCUGAAGAAAUUUAUUCACUAUUAUUAGAAGAUAAUGAAACAGAUGCUAUCGUACGCAAGAGACAAAUAAGUCUUUUAAAAGAACAAAAUCAAAUACGAGAAGCUAUCAGCCAAUUAAAUUCUUACUUAGAACUUUAUCAAGCUGAUCAAGAAGCAUGGAGUGAACUAUGCGACCUUUAUUUAUCGGAACAUGAUUAUACAAAAGCUGCAUUUUGUGCUGAAGAACUUCUAUUAAUCAAUCCGCAUAAUCAUCUUAAUCAUGAACGUUAUGCAUCGAUUCGAUAUUCUCAAGGAGAUUAUGAAAAGGCUCGAACUUACUAUUUUAGUACAUUAAAAAUAAAUCCUACAAAUAUUCGUGCUUUAUAUGGUAUCAUUUUAACAUCAACAAAUCUUGCUCUUAAAACAUUAGGAACAAAUUCUAAAAUACAAAAUUCGAAUGAAAAUAACCAAUCAUUGAAUGAACAAAUGCAAUGGGCACGUGAACAAAUUAUGCAAAAAUAUAUAGAAACUACUCCGGAUCUCUUACCCAUCAUUGAAUCAGCAAUACAAAGUUUAACACUAUAA